AUGGCUACGGAUGAAGAAACCCCACUUAUCGUUGAAAACCCUCCAACUCCAACCUUAAACCACAAGAAAGAUGUUCAUAUUUUGUGUUGGGCUUUCCUGCUGAUUUUCUUGGCUUAUGGGGCUACCCAAAACUUAGAGAGUACCAUCAAUACUGAAGGAGAUUUGGGGAACAUAUCACUGGGGAUUUUAUACCUGUCCUUUACGUUUUUUUCGGUGUUAGCUUCCUUAGUGGUGAAGAAGCUUGGCUCAAAGAUUGCUCUAAUUCUCGGUACAACUGGAUAUUGGCUGUUCAUAGCUGCAAAUUUGAAGCCUACUUGGUAUACUAUGGUGCCAGCAUCUUUGUACCUUGGAUUUGCUGCUUCAAUAAUAUGGGUUGCACAGGGGACGUAUCUUACUUCCACGGCUCACAGUCAUGCAAAUGAUUUCAACUUGCAUGAAGGAACAAUAAUUGGAAAAUUUAAUGGAGAGUUUUGGGGGAUGUUUGCAAGUCAUCAGCUUGUCGGCAAUCUCAUCACUCUGGCAUUGUUAAGAGAUGAGAAGGGAGGAAGUACCAGCGGCACAACUUUACUUUUCAUUGUAUUUCUUUGUAGCAUGACCUUAGGUACUAUUCUUAUGUGCUUCUUAAGUAGGAGAAAUGGUAAAGAGGAAGGAGUGCAAGAUUCUCGUGUCACUUUUUCUUCUUCGGUGGUAUCUUUACUGAAGGCAAUGUCGAAUCUAUUACUUGACAUAAGAAUCCUCUUGAUUAUCCCCCUUAUUGCAUAUUCAGGCUUACAGCAAGCAUUCGUAUGGGCUGAAUACACAAAGCACAUUGUCAAGCCUACACUUGGCGAGCGUGGUGUUGGCGGUGCAAUGGCUGUUUAUGGGGUUUUUGAUGCUAUAUGUUCACUUGCUUCUGGUCGACUUACCUUCGGUCUUUUAUCGAUCACUAUAAUAGUCUCCGCUGGAGCUUUGAUUCAGAUUGUUGUACUGCUUUGGCUUCUGCUGGGAUACAGUGUGGCUGGAGGAGUGCUUGGCACAGUAUACCCACUUCUUAUAGGGGCAUUGUGGGGUAUUGGCGAUGGAGUACUGAACACGCAGCUAAGUGCUUUGCUUGGAAUCCUAUUUAAGCAUGACCUGGAAGGAGCAUUUGCACAGCUUAAGCUCUGGCAAAGUGCUUCAAUUGCAGUGGUGUUCUUCAUCAGUUCAUCUAUUUCAUUGCAGACAAUGGUCAUAAUCUUGCUCGUUGCACUCUGCAUUUCAGUGGCUGGGUUUCUUUUUCUCAUGCUUCAGAUCGAGAAAGCAUUUUCAUAUCGUGCAUCUUGA
Messenger RNA from Fraxinus pennsylvanica, 1302 nucleotides. The record is from the annotation of a GenBank genome assembly. Lineage: Eukaryota; Viridiplantae; Streptophyta; Magnoliopsida; Lamiales; Oleaceae.